Molecule: messenger RNA, 1781 nt
Organism: Pieris napi
Lineage: Eukaryota; Metazoa; Arthropoda; Insecta; Lepidoptera; Pieridae
Gene: Hibch
Product: 3-hydroxyisobutyryl-CoA hydrolase, mitochondrial
Exons: 6
Coding region: 226-1323 (365 amino acids)
Biological process (GO): L-valine catabolic process
Cellular component (GO): mitochondrion
Molecular function (GO): 3-hydroxyisobutyryl-CoA hydrolase activity
Source: RefSeq, a predicted model, not a curated record
GAAUUGGUUGUUGCCUCAGCCUAUUGGUAUUUGGUAUUGGGUUUCCACUUUCCAGCAGGCCGCUAUCAAGAUUGAAGACGCCGCUACGAAAUUAAACAAUUUUCCAAACCGUGCUGAUCAUUAAAAACAGUUUAAUUUAAAUAUACGGGUAACAAGUGAUCGUUAUAAGUUUCAUAUUACUUAUCCAGAAUUAUAAAAAAAUAAACAUACUAAAGUCUAUGCAAAAUGCUUAAACUAAGACUAUUACCUCGAACAACUGGAAUUAUAAAACGAACUAUGUCUACUCAAGAACAAGACGUUUUAUUUGAGAAUCUCAAUAAUGCAGGCAUUAUUACUCUUAAUCGUCCUAAGGCUCUGAAUUCUCUUAAUACCUCUAUGGUAACAAAACUUUUACAGCAGCUAAGGGAUUGGGAAAAUAACAAAAGCCUGGUGAUUGUGAAAGGCGCAGGUGAAAAGGCUUUCUGUGCUGGUGGGGACGUAAAAUCGGCAAUAGAUAGAGUUGAGGGGCCGAGAUUCUUUCAUACUGAAUAUAAUGUAAAUUAUUUAAUUGGAAAAUAUAAGAUUCCAUACAUAGCAUUUAUAAAUGGGGUAACAAUGGGAGGCGGUGUAGGAGUAUCAGUGCAUGGAAGAUACAGAGUAGCUACAGAGAAGACUGUCGUAGCAAUGCCUGAAACAAAGAUUGGCUUAUUCCCAGAUGUAGGGGCAUCUUAUAUUCUACCAAGGCUACAGGUUAACUUAGGAAUGUAUUUGGGUCUCACAGGAGAUAGAUUAAAAGGCAAAGAUGUUGUCAAGGCUGGUAUUGCCACACAUUUUGUCUCUAGCAAGCGUUUGUAUGAGCUUGAGAAGCUCUUAUCUCGGUGUACCAAUGAUAAUGAAGUCCUGUCAUUACUGAACAAAUUUCAUGAACCAUCAGAAGAGUUUUCUUUAGCUGACAACAUAAAGCAUAUUAAUUACUGCUUUGCGGCAUCAACUGUUGAGGAAAUUAUUGAACGUCUUGAAAAAGUACAAAAUGACUGGUCUCUUAAGACAAUUCAGACACUUCGUCAGAUGUGUCCAGGAUCCCUGAAAAUAACUCUUCGAGCCCUGCAGCGUGGAGCCCAACUAGAGUUGCCACAGUGUCUAAAAAUGGAGUACCGUCUUGCUUGUCGAGCUACCGAGAACCAUGAUUUCCCGGAAGGUGUCCGCGCUCUGCUAAUAGACAAGGACAACAAACCCAAGUGGCAGCAUUCGUCCCUCUCUGACGUCGAUGAUGAUUACGUCGAAGAUUACUUUAAGAAACUUCCACAAGACAAAGAACUGCAAUUCUUUGACGCCAAACUGUAAACAAUUAAUUGUAUGUUUAUAGCGGCGAUAUAAUCUUAUUUUCUCGUCAUUUAUAAUGGAGCCAUACAUUAAUUAAAACGAACAUAUACUCUUUGAUUAAUCGACAAUAGCUAAACAUUUAUUAAUUUUUAAAUAUUCUUAAAGGUUUUUGUAAUAUUUUUUAUAACUAUUGAAGUGCCUUUAUGUACUUACAUGAAUAUGUUAAUACUUCCGAAUUGUAUUUAUAUUUUUUUAAGAGAACUAUUACCCUAUUUAGCCUGAAUCGUAAGAAAUCAAUAUUCUUAGCUAUAAGAAUUUGUUAUUGUUACAUAUAUAUUUUUUAUAACCAUAUUGGCUGUGUUUUGGUAAAGUUUCUAGUAUGUAUAUGAUACGAAAUGAAUUGCAUUUAUAUCGUAUAGUGGUGUUAUGAGUAUGUGGCCAUCGAAGACUGCCAUGUUUAUUAAAUGUUUCUAUCGAAA